This is a messenger RNA of Schistocerca serialis cubense, 2476 nucleotides long. It is a transcript of the gene Ucp4A, whose product is annotated as mitochondrial uncoupling protein 4. The coding region runs from base 257 to 1216 and encodes 319 amino acids. The record is from RefSeq and is a predicted model, not a curated record. NCBI's taxonomy places the organism in Eukaryota, Metazoa, Arthropoda, Insecta, Orthoptera, Acrididae. Gene Ontology annotation, biological process: response to cold. The transcript is spliced from 8 exons.
CUGUGUUGCCUUUCAUUUCUGUAGUACGGCUGGAAGGGCUUUGGAAUAGAACAAACGAGUGUCAAGUACUGUACUUCUGCUCCGUAGCUUUGAGGUACAAAUUAGUACGUCUUCGACAGGAAAUGUGAUGGGUUACACCGGGCGUUGAUCAGCUGAUCGUGAACACAAAAACAAACUUGGCGUCUAGUAGUAAACACGUAUGUUCUACGGUGUGACGCUUUCUGAAUAACUCAGCUGAAUACAUGAUCGCCGCAGAAUGGUGCCUCCCCCCGUCCCCCCGAAAACGUCGUAUGCCGAUACCUUUUGGUGCACAUACAUCGUGUCAGUUGUUGCUGCCAGUAUAGCAGAAGUUGUUACAUACCCCUUGGACUUAACUAAAACCAGGCUGCAAAUACAAGGGGAAAAGGCGGCAGCGGCAGCAGGAAACGGAAACUUAAAUGGCCCUUACAGGGGACUGCUGCAAACUGGUGUUGGAAUUGUUCGAGAAGAGGGCUUUUUGAAACUGUGGCAAGGAGUAACACCAGCUAUCUACAGACAUGUAGUGUACUCUGGCAUCCGUAUUGUCACAUAUGAGAAAAUGCGUGAUCAACUUUUUCACAAAGAUCUGGACGGAUCUUUUCCUGUAUGGAAAUCAGCCAUUAGUGGUGUUACAUCUGGAGCAUUGGCACAAUUUGUCGCUAGCCCUACAGACCUUGUAAAGGUACAGAUCCAAAUGGAAGGGAAGAGAAGACUACUCGGUAAACCACCAAGAGUUCAUGGCACACUGCAUGCAUUUCAGAAGAUACUGGCAAAAGGUGGCAUCAGAGGUCUAUGGAAAGGCUCAAUACCAAAUGUUCAGAGAGCAGCUCUUGUAAAUCUUGGUGAUCUCACAACAUAUGAUUCUGCAAAGCAGUUUAUACUUACUCACACAUCACUACCAGAUAGCCAUCUAACUCACAUGCUUUCCAGUGGAUGUGCUGGACUUGUGGCUGCUACUAUGGGCACACCAGCCGAUGUUGUAAAGACACGUAUCAUGAAUCAACCUACAGAUGCAAGUGGAAAAGGGAUAGUCUACAAGUCUUCACUUGACUGCUUGGUGAAAACAGUUCAAAAUGAAGGAUUUUUGGCACUCUACAAAGGUUUUCUUCCAGUGUGGAUUCGCAUGGCUCCAUGGUCCUUAACUUUCUGGUUGUCUUUUGAGCAAAUACGACAUACCAUAGGUGGUUCAGCUUUCUGAAUAAGAAAGCAGUGUAUUAUUGCCACUCUCUACAACUUUCAUUAUUUUGUGUGUACUGUACAAUAGUAAUUUUGUUCAUAACUUUGUUCAUAGUUACAUUAUGUUUUAGUAUGUUCUGCACAAAAGUUCAUACAGGCUGUGAAGAUCACAAAAUAUUUCUGUAAAGUAGUAUCAGCUACCCAGCUGCAGACACUACUCUUCAUAGAGUUUCAUCAGUUGUAUCAGAAAAUUACAAAAGUUAUAGGUAUCAUUUAUCAAAUACAAAUUUUCAUAAUUAUUCAUUAGCAGCAAAAUAAUGCAAGGAGGUAUUUAUUAUUUGAAAAAAUGUAAAUAAGAGCACAGUAAACAGUUUGCCUGUUUAAUACACAAGACUCCUGUAAAUUAAUCUCUUAAGAUAAACUGAACUGGAUGUUACAACCACACUUCACCUGUUGCACCUGAUUUAUGCUCUACUGUGUAGAAAAUACUACUACAAAGAUAAAUCUGUUGUAGAAUUCCAAGCAAAAUUAUUGUUAUCAGGGUCCAAUGUCUGAGAAUAUUGAGUGAUCAAAUAUAAUCUGUAGUAUUAUUUUCUCCAGGAAUAUAAAUAAAUGAACUGAGACUUUUCUGGACAUUCCUGGUGUGUACUAUUAGAUAUGAUCCGAUUUGUAUCAAAUCACAAGUUAGUGCCAACAUUCUGUUACAGUUGUUAUUUUUAACUUUUUAUUGCAAGUAUAAAUACAAGUGUUGGGUUCCUCAAAAGUAUUAGAAAAACACGUGGUCAUCAUAUAAUGAGAACUAUGGUACAGCCAUAGACAGUGUAUAGGGAUUUCUGCUCCCAGAGGGUAACAUACUUCCAUGUUUUUUUUUUCCUCAUCACUGAGUGUUGUCUGCAUGUUUCACGUCAUUGUGUAAUCUCAGGCAGGAUAAAAAAUCCUUUAAAAUUCAUUAAUCGCUACAAAAUGAAGAAAAGAAAAAAAAGGGAGAUUGAAAUGCAACAGCAUUAUAAUUUUAGUGUGUGGUUAAGCUCACCUGUCAAAAAGGAAAUUUGUAUAUCAUAAAGUAAUUUCACAGAUAGCUAUUUUAAUAUGUCUUUUAUUAAGUACUUGUUGUGACCUGGCAAGAUAUUCUUGCAGUUUAUUUGAAUGUGAAUGUUUAUUGGACUGCUUGCUAUUUGUAAGAAAAUUGUAAGCAACAUUAUACCUGACUCAGCCUGUGUGUUGUUGAGAACUGUUUUUAUAUCAUUGUUGCUUCUGUUGUAUUUUUAAUAUGAAUAUAUAU